This is a messenger RNA of Cuscuta epithymum, 2899 nucleotides long. Lineage: Eukaryota; Viridiplantae; Streptophyta; Magnoliopsida; Solanales; Convolvulaceae. The record is from the annotation of a GenBank genome assembly.
CGGAUUUAUUAUUACGAGUAGAAUUUUUCUUAAUUAUUUUGAAAUUCUUCGUUGCGAAAACUCUGCUUCUUGAUCUUGGGAAGAAAAGUCUCGAUUGCGGAUUCGAUGAUACUCCGUAAUUGAUAUUCCGCAUAUAUACUUGCUGCGCCUGCUCUAGAAAACAAGACUCGUUCUUUCUUCAAUGCGACCUCAUGAUAUCUCCCAUAAACCCGCCGUAGACAAUCCCCUCUCUGAUCUCGCCAUGUCCUGUUCGUCUCCGAUCCACCAGAACUCCGAUGGCAAGGUAGAGAGCAAUAACAGAGCUGACAAGAAAAACAGUAAUAGCCACAGAAGCAGCCCGAACAAUGAUGUUAGUAGUAGUAGCAAUGUCGUCGUCAGGAGAGAGAGGCCAUCGAGGGAAUGCACGAAACGUGCUGCAGCGAGGCUGCAGGCUGCUGCUGCAGCCGAAGCUGAGGCAGGGGCUGCUGUCAAAGAGCGCAGGAAGAAGACUGUGGUCAGGAGGGAGAAGUUGUCCGGUAAUAAGGAGGAGGAUGAGGAUGAGGAGGAGAAGUUGAGCGAGAGUGAAGAGGAUGGAGAAAUGGAGGAGGGGGAGGAAAGGGAUGAUGGGUUAAUCAAGUCGUCUAAUAAGCAGCAGUAUAGCAAGAUAGUUACUCCUUUAGUGGGAGAACCAGAGGCAUCACAGUUGCCGCGAUGGAAGCUCAGGUCCAUGUGGCAGUUAGCUUCAAUACUGAAUUUCUUGCAUGUGUUCAGGCCUUUGUUGAACAUUAAAGUAGAGUUCUCAGUGGAGGAAUUUGAAACAGCAUUGAUUAUGCCAAAUAGUACACUAGCUUCCAUACAUAUUCCACUAUUGAAGGCAAUCCCUCCCGUUACCCGAAUGGCACUUGGGCACAAUACUUGGGUAACUGUUUUGUGCAGAAAGCUAAGGGAUUGGUGGCAUUGGGUUGCCGAUGGAGAACUACCUAUUUUUGCAUCACACGGGGCUGAAGUUGACGCAUAUAGUGCACUUGAUCCUGCUGUUCGUGUGGUUAUUUUGAAAGCAAUAUGUGAUAUUCGUGUUGAGCAAGAGGAUAUUCGUAACUAUAUUGAUGACUCGUUAAAACAAGGUGCUCCACUUUCAGUGUUUCGAAAAGAAAGAAUUGGAGGUGAUUCACACGGAAUCUCUUAUUGGUAUGAAGAUGAUCCCAUCAUUGGUCACCGACUCUACCGUGAAAUACGAAAAGUAGAGGUGAAGACAGGAAAGGGAAAAAGUGUACAGCCUAUUCCUCAUUCAUGUUAUCAGUGGGAAACUGCUGCCACUAAUUUAGACGAAUUCACUGACGUGUCUGAGAAGCUAUUUGCAAGUACUAAUAGGACAGAGGUAUCUGUUGGGAAAAAGUUGAAAAAUAAUAUGCUGCCUGAGAUUGAGAAGGUCCAUAAGAGAAAAGAGAAAUUGUUGAAGAAACAGCACAGAGAAGCUUUGUUGCUUGAUAAUAUGAUGAAUAUUGAUGGGCUCACUGCUGGGCGCUCCCUUCGUGAUAGAAAACCCGUGACAUAUAGAUUUGACGAGUAUGAUCGAUCAAUUAAUGAGGCUAUUGAAAUAACCACGAAGAAGCAUCCAUCCCCAGAACACACUGCCAGAAGAGAUGCCACUGUAAAACAUGAAGCCACUGCAAAUGGUAUAUCAAGACGUCCUCAAUUUCCAAACGUGUCCUUCAAACUGCGGUCUCCCAAGUCACCUGAAUAUGAGGAUGACAGUGAGGAAGCUGAACCAUUGGAUCGCGGCAUCCGAAGAAGGCAGAGACCCCAACGGUAUUCUGAAAAAGAGUUUGUUGAAGCUCCAUUUGAUAACAGUGAUGACGAUAUUGUUGGUGAAGUUGUGUAUGAUGAUGACUAUGUUAGGACACAGAAACAGCAGAUGAUAGAGUCAAGUAGCUCUGAGGGAGAUGAAGAGUACACUUGGGAUGAAGAAAACCUUGAAGAAGAAGAGGAAGAAGAUGAUGUGGAUGAUGAUGGAGAUGAUUCCUCUGGCAGUGGUAGCGAGGAUAGUGAGCAGCCCCAAAGAUUUAAAAAGCGUCAAGUGGGCCGCACACAAAGGGUAAGUAAAUUGAAGCAUGCAGGUGAUCUUCAAUCUGGGUUGAGACGUAGCAAAAGGGCAACAAGAAACUCAGUCAACUAUAGGCAAUAUGAGCUAUCAGAGUCUGAUAGUGAGAUAAAGAAACCUGAGAUAUCGAAUAAUUCUGAUGAGCACUAUCUUAAUACUGAAAUUUCGACAGAAAUCACCGAAUCUGAAGAAGACAAUGAGGUUCCAGAUGGAGAAGCCGGUGAACUUGUACACGCAGAAACUGGGAACACUCUGGAGCAAGCAAAUGCUACAGAAAUAUCAAACCCCACAUAUCAAGAGGAGGAAGCUGAAGAUGAUGGGAGAAAGAGGAGUUUUCUUGAUCUCAAUGAGCUUGCUCCGGGUUCUGGUUUUGAUGAUGGCCUUGGUUCAGAAAUGAAAAAUAACAGUGCAGAUGGCUUCUAAAGUUUCCCAUCCUUCAGGUCAACGUUUGCUUGUGCUCUUCUGCACUAGAGGGUUAUAUGAUACCUAUACAAAUCUCAGGAGUCCACAAGUGAAUCUUUAUUGCCAAAGUUUAAGCACCCAUUGGCAUACUGUUUAUAUUGUGUUUCAUUCUCUAGCAUUGCAGAAAAUUUAGAUAACUAGCCAGUAGGGUAAAUUAUAUUUAUGGUACCUUAACUGAAUGUAUUGUACCAUUUUGGUACCUUGACCCUUUAAUGUAACAAUAUCGCACCCCAACUCUUUAGAAAUGACAUUGUAAUGGCCCAGGGCCUUGUACUUUUUCGGCUAACAUGUAUCCUCUGUAGUACUCUAACUUACUCGCAAGUCGCAAGGAUAACACAUGGAUUGACACGGUCAGGC